Molecule: messenger RNA, 1072 nt
Organism: Galdieria sulphuraria
Lineage: Eukaryota; Rhodophyta; Bangiophyceae; Galdieriales; Galdieriaceae
Product: FtsJ-like methyltransferase family protein
Exons: 5
Coding region: 152-1051 (299 amino acids)
Biological process (GO): cytoplasmic translation; tRNA methylation
Cellular component (GO): cytoplasm
Molecular function (GO): tRNA methyltransferase activity
Source: RefSeq, a predicted model, not a curated record
UAUUUAUUUGCCAAUUCUCGAUUCUUUGUUUUCUGUACACGGGGCGAAAUGCCCAUUAGUGAACGUAGUUUUUGGAGUUGAUUAUUUUUGUUUGUCAAACGAAGUCUAAGGUUGUAGAGUUUGAAACUCUUCAAGGAGUAAAGGUCUUAAAAUGGGACGAACCUCGAAGGACAAAAGAGAUAUCUAUUAUCGCAAAGCAAAGGAGGAAGGCUAUCGGGCAAGGUCUGCUUAUAAACUGUUGCAACUGGAUCAAGAGUUCAACUUAUUCAAGGAUGCGGAAAACGUUGUCGACCUCUGCGCAGCUCCUGGAAGUUGGAGUCAGGUCGUCUCAAAGCGCCUAAGAGAACUACGUAAAGGUCAAGCAACCAUAGUUGCCGUUGACUUGCAAGAAAUUGCACCAAUUGAAGGAGUUACUGUUAUUCAAGGUGAUAUAACUAGCCGUCCGACGGUUGAGACUAUUCUAAAAGAGUUUGAAAAUGGAAUGGUCGAUGUUGUCCUCUCCGACGGUGCCCCAGACGUUACUGGACUCCACGACUUGGACGAAUAUAUACAAAGUGAGCUGAUUCUUUCUGCGUUGAAUGUUGCAACUUUUCUACUUCGACAGGGAGGAACGUUUGUUGCUAAGGUUUUUCGCGGAAAAGAUACUUGCGGUGUUUUCAGUCGUCUGAGUGUAUUUUUCGAGAACGUCACCCUUGCAAAGCCGCGUUCUAGUCGAAACUCUUCAAUAGAGGCAUUUUUUGUUUGUAGGGGUUAUUCUAGACCAAGUUUUUGGCAGCCAACUUUGUUCUUGCAUAAAGAUGCUUCUAUAGAGGUCGUACAAGGCUCAGAAAUAGAACAAGAGUGCUCAAGUCAGGAAACCAUGACAGUAGUUAUGCCUUUUGUAUCUUGUGGGGACCUCUCAUGUUACGAUGCUGAUAUGGCAUAUGAUAUAGAUAAGAACUAUCUAGAGAAUUCUAGGGUUACAAGAUCAUUAUCUCCUGUACAGGCACCGAUACACGCUGCAUACGAAACUGCAUUGGCACGAAAACGGUCAGCGAAACAAACCACCUGACUUUAUUAUAGCGAAGAAUGA